CUUGAACUAUCACACUUCUUGUCAAUUUACAUAUAUCCAACUUUCCUUUUACACUUAAAAAAGGGGGGAAUUGGCCAGGUUUUUCGCGUACGGAACUAGUUUGGAGCCAUCGGACAUAAACAGAAAAAUUAGGACACAAGCGGGGCGUUCUUCCUUGCCCAGUGAUCAUAAUUCAUGGAAUUGGCAGAGGUGUACAGGGUACAAUAUCAAGGCCGUGAUGAUAUCUUGCGAGGUAUAAUUGUGUGCAAGGAUAGUGAAACUGGUUACCAAUGCUUAUUCAAGGAUCAAGGCCUAGAAGAUGAAGUCAUCAACAACACACUGUUCAUGUUAAAUAAUGACGACAAUAAUCCAGACUGUGCGCAUCUUUGCCUCCAACGAAGCAGUAAGCAGACUUCACAUGUACUAAUUGAUUAUUUGGAUCAUAUAAUACCGAAUAGUCGUAUUACAUCUUCAAUUCGUGCCAAAGAUGGAUUUUUAGUCGGUUUUCAUCUGUUUGAUUCCGUGUAUGAGAAGUUGACUUUUGAAUAUCCGUAUGAUGAUCCCGACAAGUUUUCUUUCCCUCUCAGUAAAAGGUUUGUGUCAGAAGAUGGAUUUAGAUAUUUCAACAUUCUUUAUGCAAUAUUUAAGAAUGCCGUGGAAGCAUGUUUGAAGGUUACUUUAAACAAUGGUGUUAAUCCAUUUGUUCUUUCUGGAGUUAUAGCUGCUAGGACAAGCGUGAUUGAACGCACUGCUUAUUCAAGCCUCAUCUUCUAUGAAAAGUGUGGAAUUUGCAUAGAAGUGGGGAGCGGUGGUGACAUAGUCAUUCCCUUGUCGCGAGAUAUUGUAGCUGUGCCAUUGGGGCAUCAGCUAAUUCUAGAAUUCAACCUGAGUGGAAAAGAUGAUUAUGACAAAAAAGAUUUUGAUAAGAUAGUUGAACACUAUCUAGCUUUCAAUGCUAUUGAUGAUGGGAAAAGUACCAAAUCUAUUAGUGGCAGCAAAGGUGAGCUAAAAGUGGAAGUCAGUUGGAGAUCUAUCUCCUAUUGAAGCUGAAGCAUAAGUACGGGGAUGUACUAAAUUAAACCAGUACUCAUAUUAGCCUUGCCUAGACUGGUCAUAAAUGAUUUGGGUUGGACUACUGUAUUUAGUUUAAAGCACAUUUAGAUCAAGUUUCCUGUUCCAGAUCCCUUUAUUAUCAUAAGAUCUUUUUGAAAGAGUA
This is a messenger RNA of Daucus carota subsp. sativus, 1195 nucleotides long. RefSeq lists its product as uncharacterized. The record is from RefSeq and is a predicted model, not a curated record. NCBI's taxonomy places the organism in Eukaryota, Viridiplantae, Streptophyta, Magnoliopsida, Apiales, Apiaceae. Bases 175 to 1023 code for a protein of 282 amino acids. The transcript is spliced from 2 exons.